AUGGAUGAUUUCAUGAAUAUUUUCCGAAUUUAUCAUACAGUAACCUCGUUAUUCGGCUGUUUUGCAAACUCACUUCUAAUUUAUGUGGCACUUACAAAAACUCCAAAAACAAUUCGAACAUAUUCUUUCAUAGUUAUCAACGUGGCAAUCACUGAUUUCAUGAUUUGUGUUUUUAAUUUCACUUUAAUGCAAAGACCAAUCGCCAAAGGAAUCCAAAUAAUCUAUAUUUCGUAUGGUCCAUGUUCAUAUUUUUCAUCCGAUUUGUGUUUUGCGAAUUAUCUUUUUAUGCUUCAUGUUUAUACACAUUCAAUUUGGCUCCUUUUCGUCUCAUUUGCAUACCGAUUUUAUGUUUUUCAGAAUUCUGAACCGAAAUUAUGGAUUGUUCAAUCAAUAAUUAUUAUUCUUUAUAUCCCAUCAAUUCUCCAACUUUCUAUUAUUUUUUCAGAACAUGGAAAUGAGCAAAGAGCUCAAAAAUUACUAUUAGAAUGGUAUCCGAAUUAUAAAAUCGGUAAUUUAACUCUUUCAAUGGUGGAAUCAAUAUUUAAUGGUUAUGCUUUAUAUUCUGUUGUGAAUGUUUGCGUAAUUACUAUUCCUAUAACUAUAGGAAUAUUUAUUUUGAGAAAUCGAAUUUUGAAGAAAAUCUUCAAAUUUGAAUUAAAUGCUCAAUCAAAAGUUUUGCAACUGCAACUUUUAAAAGCUCUAACUUUUCAAGCUUGCAUUCCAGUUUUCUAUGUUUUUGGAGUCCUCUGUUAUUUUUCUCAAAUCUUUUCACUUGUUCAAAAUGUCAUCCCUCAAUAUUCCAUGUUUUGUUUAUUCAUAUUUGUUCCAACUCUCAAUCCGAUUUCGAAUUUUGUUUUUAUUGCACCGUAUCGAAGAUAUAUUCUUUCAUUGAUUGGGAAAAAUCAGAAUGUUGUGCCAAAUUUGAUUUUCACAUCGACGACCGCGAGAACAACUAUACAAUCAUAA
Molecule: messenger RNA, 966 nt
Organism: Caenorhabditis angaria
Lineage: Eukaryota; Metazoa; Nematoda; Chromadorea; Rhabditida; Rhabditidae
Source: the annotation of a GenBank genome assembly